Messenger RNA from Poecile atricapillus (Black-capped chickadee), 1816 nucleotides. RefSeq names its product endothelin receptor type A (gene EDNRA). Bases 327 to 1592 code for a protein of 421 amino acids. Gene Ontology annotation, molecular function: endothelin receptor activity. Gene Ontology annotation, biological process: enteric nervous system development; G protein-coupled receptor signaling pathway; regulation of blood pressure. The record is from RefSeq and is a predicted model, not a curated record. Gene Ontology annotation, cellular component: membrane. The transcript has 9 exons. NCBI's taxonomy places the organism in Eukaryota, Metazoa, Chordata, Aves, Passeriformes, Paridae.
CAGUUUCAGCGAGGAAAGAGUUAAAGAGCUCCGUGUUCCCCUGUGCCCGGGAGGCAGCCUUUGUGUUUAACAUUGGCAGGGGCUCAGCUCCGGCUGGAGCGGAGGUGGAGAUUUUCAAUUCCGCCCAGUCAGACGCGGGCAGGAGGAUCUGGUAAGACUAUCCCAGGAAAAGGCACUCAGAAGAAAUUCUCCGAGGCGGCGGCGGCGCCAGCAGCCCCAGCAUGAGGUUUCUCUCUGCAGGUGAAAAAGUGAGAAAUACUCACUGAAAUACUGAAGAAAAAAGCGAAACCCUCGUCUCACUGAAUUUGCUCACUGGGGACUUCAGGAUGGAAGCCUUGUGUUUAAGAGUUUCCUUCCUGCUGCUGGUCCCGGGAUUUGUACUCAGUGACAGCUCUGACAGAGACGUUUCCAACCGGAGCGACUCAGGAAACCCCCUUUCCACCUUCUCAGGGAUGGAAUCCAGCAUUCUCCUCACCACCAUACAGCCCCCGGUGUCCAACCAGACUGUCAAAUGCUCCCAGCAGACUAAGAUUGCUGAAACUUUCAAAUACAUUAACACCGUGGUGUCCUGCGCUAUUUUCAUCAUUGGGAUGGUUGGGAAUGCAACUCUGCUGAGGAUCAUUUACCAGAACAAGUGUAUGAGGAACGGCCCCAACGCGCUGAUAGCCAGCCUGGCACUGGGAGACCUUAUCUACAUUGUCAUUGAUAUCCCCAUCAUCGUGUACAAGCUCCUCGCUCAAAAGUGGCCUUUUGGAAAUACAGAAUUUGGACAGUUUCUUUGCAAAUUCCUUCCCUUUAUCCAGAAGGCAUCAGUGGGAAUCACAGUCCUUAACCUGUGUGCCCUUAGUGUGGACAGGUACAGAGCAGUUGCGUCCUGGAGCCGUGUUCAGGGGAUUGGAAUCCCGAUGAUCACUGCUAUUGAGAUUUUCUCCAUUUGGCUUCUGUCCUUCAUACUGGCCAUCCCAGAAGCAAUUGGCUUUGCUGUGGUACCUUUCAGAUACAAGGAUGCAAGUUAUGUUACCUGCAUGCUCAAACCUACAAACGAUUUCAUGUUGUUUUACAAAGAUGCAAAGGAUUGGUGGCUGUUUGGUUUCUAUUUCUGCAUGCCACUGGCAUGUACUGCCAUCUUUUAUACGCUAAUGACUUGUGAAAUGUUAAACAGAAGAAACAGCAACUUGAGAAUUGCUCUCAGUGAACACCUGAAGCAGCGCCGAGAAGUUGCCAAGACAGUUUUCUGUUUAGUUGUGAUUUUUGCUCUUUGCUGGUUCCCUCUCCAUCUGAGCCGGAUUUUGAAGAAAAUGGUAUACAAUGAAAAAGACCCCAGCAGAUGUGAACUGCUCAGUUUCUUGCUGCCCUUGGAUUACAUCAGCAUUAACCUGGCAACCAUGAACUCUUGUAUAAACCCCAUAGCUCUGUAUUUUGUGAGCAAGAAGUUUAAAAACUGUUUCCAGUCAUGUCUUUGCUGUUGCUGCUCCCAGUCUAAGAGUUUGGUGACUUCAGUGCCCAUGAAUGGAACAAGCAUUCAAUGGAAAAACCAAGAACUAAAUAAUCACAACACAGACCGAAGCAGCCAUAAAGACAGCAUAAACUGAAAAUUAAGGACUCUCACACCAUUUCAGAAUGAAACAGGAAAAGAAAGUCACUACAAAGCUAUUACAACAGGAAGCCCAGUGACUGUUCCAUUAAGAAUUGAGAUGUGCACCAUUGUACCUAAUUCUAGGGGUGACUGAGUAGAUGGAGUGAGUGUAACUGCGAUGUUCUGUGAACUGAGAUCCACUGGAUGACAAUUCUGCCUCUGUAAAGGAUAUUGAUGUCA